Molecule: messenger RNA, 1434 nt
Organism: Aspergillus melleus
Lineage: Eukaryota; Fungi; Ascomycota; Eurotiomycetes; Eurotiales; Aspergillaceae
Product: oxidoreductase, short-chain dehydrogenase/reductase family
Exons: 3
Coding region: 1-1434 (477 amino acids)
Source: RefSeq, a predicted model, not a curated record
AUGGACCUCAAAGACUACGUCAGCCAUGAGCCCUUCCAUCUUCAACCCGUGGAUGCCAUCUCCGCCUGUUCCCCAUCUCCCAUCUCUCUCCCCCUGCUCUCGCAAACGCAAACCCAGUCGCAGUCGCAAUUCCCCUCUUCAGACCACCCCGAUCCCGCUCUGCAGCCCUCAUCCCUCAACCACGUCAUGAAUAACCUCUACUCGGAACCUGGCGCCUUGUCGCUGCACAACUAUCGCAGGUACAUGGCACACGGAGGCUCGUCGACCUCCGUCGACGGACAUGACUUCAAGAGGCUGCGUCGGAAAAACGCAGCCUUGAAUCUAAACCAACCGUCUGAUCCUCCGCAUUCCGUCUCGCCCUUCUCGGCGUCUUCGGCGUCGAGCCCGCCGCCGCUGUCGCCUUCGUCGUCGCCCAGUGCGGUUAGUGACUUGGGCGCGGAGAGCUUGCGCGGGUUUCUCUUAUCGUCUACUCCGAUGGACUUGGUUCCUUACGAGCGUCCCGGACACAGGUUGAAUUCGUAUAAAAUCUUGGAUACCUUUCGCGACAGACUUGAAAGCUACCCCGAGCCAAACCCGACGCCCUCGAUCCGCGGCCACAGCAAGACCUACUCCGACUCUGCGCUGCUUAACGUCGCGCGAGACGACUCGACCGUCAUCAGCCACAACGGGACCUCGUUCGAGAUUUUGAACCCCCAUGAAUCGCUACGCUUUGCGCGCAUCGUCUCCUACAUUGAAGAUGUGGACACGUACUCCUCCCCGGGAUCGUCCGGCCACGGUCACCAGCGGGACUCGUACAUAUCCGACGACGCCAUUCCUAUAUUCGAUACGUCAUUUCUAGCCGCCGACGACGACCAUAUCUACCCCUACCCCGUGGGAGAAGACACCUACAGGGAGGACGACAUCACAGCCACCACCAAUGCGCAUGUCCACCGCGCCCAUCACGAUCUUGUCGGCGACUCGCCGCACCACACCAUGCCGUCUAUAUCCGAGCGCUUGGAAGAAAACGACGUCGAGUCGAUCUCGUCGCCGGACGGACUCCACCGUACCCCUUACUCCCCAUCCCCCUCUCACACCCACUCCCGCUCGUACUCGUACUCUCAUUGCCGCUCUCACCUCCACCGCGGCUCCCGCCUCUGGACCCCUCGAUCCUUCGACUCCUCGGAGCUGGGCGAACCCGGCUCCCCGGUCUAUGAACACGAGCCCGAUACCUUCCGCCACUCUUUCUGGUCGAAACACCACCACCACCAUAUUCCCCAAUCCACCACGCCCACUCCCCUCCUCCGCGACCACAUCCACACCCACGUCCAACCGCGUUCGUCUACCCCGAGAAAAGGGAGUCAGGACGCGGGGAAAACAGGCCCGUUGAAACGAUUAUGUGGCCUUGCGAUGGCGUUGCGCAGGAAGCGGUUUUGGGGUAAAGAUGGGGAGAAGUAG